This is a messenger RNA of Suncus etruscus (white-toothed pygmy shrew), 3556 nucleotides long. Its product is annotated as disheveled-associated activator of morphogenesis 1-like. Gene Ontology annotation, cellular component: stress fiber. Lineage: Eukaryota; Metazoa; Chordata; Mammalia; Eulipotyphla; Soricidae. The record is from RefSeq and is a predicted model, not a curated record. Gene Ontology annotation, biological process: actin cytoskeleton organization. Gene Ontology annotation, molecular function: small GTPase binding; actin binding.
AUGCUGGCCCAUGGGGAGUCCAUUUGCUUUGGAAGUCAAACCCUCAGAUUCCUGUUUGAGGUGGAGAAUAUGCUGACAUGGGAUCAAUUAGAGGGGGAAGGCGCCAGCGGCUCGGCCGAGCGCUCGGGCUCCCAUUGUAGCCGGAGUGCGGACCGCUGCGGCCAGCAUGCAGGGCUUGCUCAGACUUUAGUCACUCCAAGGAAUAGAGACACAGUCAGCCAUGGCCCCCAAGGAAGAGAGGCGGACGGGGGGAUUUCGUUCAUCUUUUGCUGUUUCCGAAAUAAUGAUCACCCAGAAAUUAUUUACCGGCCACGGAACGAUAGCAGUUUUGCUCUGCAGACCAUGGAACAAGCACUGCCCAUGCCCCCUGUGGAGGAACUGGAUGUCAUGUUUAGUGAACUUGUGGAUGAACUUGAUCUCACAGACAAACACAGAGAAGCUAUGUUUGCACUUCCAGCUGAGAAAAAAUGGCAAAUAUAUUGUAGCAAGAAAAAGGACCAGGAAGAAAACAAGGGAGCAACAAGUUGGCCUGAAUUCUACAUUGAUCAGCUCAACUCCAUGGCUGCUAGAAAAUCUCUCCUGGCUUUAGAAAAAGAAGAGGAAGAAGAGAGAAGUAAAACCAUAGAGAGUUUGAAAACAGCACUAAGGACAAAACCAAUGAGGUUUGUGACCAGAUUCAUCGACCUGGAUGGCCUGACUUGUAUUCUCAACUUUCUGAAGACCAUGGACUAUGAGAUCUCCGAGUCUCGUAUACAUACCUCGCUCAUCAGCUGCAUAAAAGCACUAAUGAAUAACUCUCAAGGCCGGGCCCAUGUUCUGGCUCAUUCUGAGAGUAUUAAUGUCAUUGCUCAGAGUCUGAGCACAGAGAACAUUAAAACAAAAGUGGCUGUGCUGGAAAUCUUGGGCGCCUUGUGCCUGGUUCCUAGGGGCCACAAGAAGGUUCUGCAAGCCAUGCUCCAUUACCAGAAGUAUGCUAGUGAAAGAACCCGCUUUCAGACAUUAAUCAAUGAUUUAGACAAAAGCACAGGACGCUAUCGCGACGAAGUGAGUCUCAAGACUGCUAUCUUGUCCUUCAUCAAUGUGGUGCUGAGCCAAGGCACAGGAGUGGAAAGUUGGGACUUUAGACUUCAUCUUCGCUAUGAGUUUCUGAUGUGAGGAAUUCAACCUGUAAUUGACAAAUUAAGAGAACAUGAAAAUUCAACUUUAGAUAGGCAUUUAGAUUUUUUUGAAAUGCUUCGCAAUGAAGAUGAACUAGAAUUUGCCAAAAGAUUUGAACUGGUCCACAUAGACACAAAAAGUGCCACCCAAAUGUUUGAGCUGACCAGAAAGCCCCUGACGCAUAGUGAAGCAUAUCCACACUUCAUGUCCAUCCUGCACCACUGCCUCCAAAUGCCUUACAAGAGAAGUGGUAACACUGUUCAGUACUGGCUACUACUAGAUAGAAUUAUACAGCAAAUCGUUAUCCAGAAUGACAAAGGACAGGAUCCCGACUCCACACCUUUGGAUGUUAAGAAUGUUAAGAAUGUUAAGAAUGUUGUACGAAUGUUGGUUAAUGAAAAUGAAGUUAAGCAGUGGAAAGAACAAGCAGAAAAAAUGAGAAAAGAGCACAAUGAGCUACAACAGAAAUUGGAAAAGAAAGAGCAGGAAUGCGAUGCGAAGACCCAAGAGAAAGAGGAGAUGAUGCGAACCUUAAAUAAAAUGAAGGAGAAACUCGAGAAGGAGACCAGUGAGCACAAACAAGUCAAGCGGCAGGUGGUCGACCUCACCGCCCAACUCCAGGAACUCAACAGGAGAACUGUUGGUGCUUCAAUCUCAGGUGGACACUCUCUGGGAGCCCCAGGAGGACCCUUUCCUUCAUCUGUGUCGGGGUCUGUCCUUUCACCUCCACCGCCUCCACCUCUUGCAGAUGGAAUGCCUCUUCCUCCCCCACCAGGGGGGCCUCCUCCUCCCCCGGGACCUCCUCCCUUAGGAGGGCCACCCCCUGGCGCUUCACUGGGCCUGGCCCUCAAGAAGAAGAACAUUCCUCAGCCCACAAACGCCCUGAAAUCCUUCAACUGGUCUAAGUUGCCUGAGAACAAACUUGAAGGAACAGUUUGGACCGAAAUUGAUGACACAAAAGUGUUCAAAAUUCUAGAUCUUGAAGACUUGGAAAGAACUUUCUCUGCCUACCAAAGACAGCAGAAAGAAACUGAUGCCGUCGAUGACACGCUGAGUUCCAAACUAAAAGUCAAAGAGCUUUCUGUGAUUGAUGGUCAGAGAGCCCAGAAUUGCAACAUCCUUCUAUUGAGGUUGAAAUUAUCCAACGAUGAAAUCAAACGAGCGAUUCUGACAAUGGAUGAACAGGAAGAUCUGCCCAAAGAAUUAAAACAGCUCCUAAAAUUUGUUCCUGAAAAAAGUGAUAUUGACCUCCUGGAGGAACAUAAACACGAACUUGACCGGAUGGCAAAAGCUGACCGGUUCCUUUUUGAGAUGAGCCGAAUCAAUCAUUAUCAGCAGAGACUGCAGUCACUAUACUUCAAAAAGAAGUUUGCAGAGCGUGUGGCAGAAGUGAAACCUAAAGUAGAAGCGAUUCGUUCUGGCUCUGAAGAGGUGUUUAGGAGCAGUGCCCUGAAGCAGUUGCUGGAAGUGGUUUUGGCUUUUGGAAAUUACAUGAAUAAAGGCCGGAGAGGCAAUGCGUAUGGAUUCAAGAUAUCCAGCCUCAACAAGAUCGCUGACACGAAGUCUAGUAUUGACAAGAACAUCAUGCUUUUGCACUAUCUUAUAACUAUCGUGGAAAAUAAGUAUCCCAAGGUCCUCAAGCUCAGUGAAGAAUUGGACAUUCCUCAAGCAACAAAAGUGAAUAUGACCGAGCUGGACAAGGAAAUAGGCACCUUGCGGAAGGGCCUGAAAGCAGUUGAAAUGGAGCUGGAAUAUCAGAAGUCUCAAACUCCACAGCCCGGAGAUAAGUUUGUGUCUGUUGUCAGCCAGUUCAUCACAGUGGCCAGCUUCAGCUUCACUGAGGUUGAAGAUCUUCUAGCAGAAGCUAAAGACCUGUUUACUAAAGCUGUAAAACACUUUGGGGAAGAGGCUAACAAAAUCCAGCCCGAUGAGUUCUUCGGCAUUUUUGAUCAGUUUCUUCAAGCUGUGUCAGAAGCCAAACAAGAGAAUGAAAACAUGAGAAAGAAGAAGGAAGAGGAAGAACGCAGAGCCCGCAUGGAAGCUCAGCUCAAACAGAAGCGUGAAAGGGAACGCAAACUGAGGAAAGCAAAAGAGAACAGUGAAGAAAGUGGCGAGUUCCACGAUCUAGUCUCAGCUUUACGCUCGGGAGAGGUGUUCGACAAAGAUCUCUCUAAACUGAAACUGAACCGCAAACGGAUCACCAACCAGAUGACAGACAGCAGCCGAGAGAGACCAGUCACCAAGCUGAAUUUCUAAUUUUUCCUCCAACCUUUUAUAGAAAACUCAUUAGCAACCCCUCUGACGUGACUAGAACGUUUCAUUUAUACUGCCUUGUAAUUUCGCACAGUGGCAAAUUUCUUCUAUCCGUGAGUGAAUGCGUGAAUGUAUGUAAAUGUAA